Pocillopora meandrina is the source of this 12195-nucleotide messenger RNA. NCBI's taxonomy places the organism in Eukaryota, Metazoa, Cnidaria, Anthozoa, Scleractinia, Pocilloporidae. The record is from the annotation of a GenBank genome assembly.
UUUAUUCUAGCUUUCAGAAAUUGCGCUGACAUCUUUAAAUCAGGCCAAAAAAGAGACGGUGUGUACGUCAUCAAACCUGACAACCAGUCAGCUUUUGACGUCUUCUGCGACCAAACAACAGCUGGUGGAGGAUGGACGGUAUUCCAGAAGAGAAUCGACGGUUCCGUUGACUUCAACCUCAACUGGAGCGAUUAUAAACAUGGCUUCGGAAAUCUUAGUGGCGAAUUUUGGCUUGGCUUGGACAGGAUUCAUCGCCUGACUUUAGAUAAUAACAGCAUGCUACGAGUAGACAUGGAGGACUUCGAAGGGGGAAGUGCUUAUGCUGAAUACAGCUUUUUUGGUGUCAGGAGUGAACAUGACAAGUAUCAGUUGAUCCUUGGUUCUUAUAACACAGCAGGUGACUAAACUAAUUUAAACGCACAUUGUGCAGAAAAGCUAACAACGUCAAUUUCAACACAAACAGAGAAGUAAAUCUUACUACAGUGCAGAACAUUGUUAGGGAAACUAAGAAUGUACUAAGCCGAGCGGUUUAUUCAAGGAAAAAGAAACUCGAUAAUCAUUUAGUAAACGAUUUAGAUAUUCACAAGAUCCCUUUUUUAUUUUUUCCUUUUCAGCCUUUGUUCAUAAAAAAGUGUUUGAAGGGUUCUGAUUCUUGGGACGAGAGUAAUUGAGAUAUGUUAUUAACCCUAUCGGUGUCGUCUUUUGAUUUCAUUUCUUACUUCCUUCACACCACCUACUUUAAUUGUGUACUCGAAGCCAUUUUGGUAGCUGUAUAUAUAUUUUCUCUGGUAAAUUGAGCUCAAACAAGCGUUGAUGCAGAAAAAGAAUUCAUAAGCGCGGAAGGAAGUGUAAAAACUUAAACCUUAUUUAUACAACAUAUAUAUUUAUACCUUCCUUAUUUUGGGUAAAAAGAGAAAAGAAUCGCAGAAGGAAGUAAAGCCGGCCGGGCUAGCGACAAAAAAAAAAGGUCUGCUCAAGGUCUGGAUCCGCCACUGAAGACUUUAUAACUUUUAAAUACUUUCCUGGUUUUUGCUUUGGUAAAUUUCUUAGGAACCGCUGGUGACUCCUUCUCUCAUCAUCAUGGCUGGCCAUUUACAACUCCGGAUAAAGACAACGAUUUCAAUCCCAGUGUGAACUGUGCCAUUAAGUACCAUGGUGGAUGGUGGUUUAAGUGGUGUCGCAGGGCUUUUCUGAAUGGUCCUUACAUACGUGGGCCUAACUCUUAUUUCGGCGAAGGCUUUAUUUGGGAAGUUUUUAAAGAUUUUCGUUAUUCAUUGAAGAGCUCUCAAAUGAAAAUAAGACCUCGAGACUUUUGAGUCUCUGAAUACCAGUUUCCCUUACAUAGCACUGAUUUUGUGCUGAAGCUUUUUCGAACACAGCACACAGUUUUAUUCAGUAUUGUUAGCGAUAUAAAACCAAAUAAAACUAAAGGUGAAAAGCGAAGCACCCAGAUGACCACAAGACUGAGAGUCUUUAGAGUUGGAGUGAAGUUCCUUUUACGAAGCGCAGAUCAUGUCUUAAACUUUUCUUUUUAUUUUGGCAGUGACGUUUAUAACAGCACUGAAGAUGAAAGCCAACUAGUUCUGAUUGAUUGACACCAAGAGAGGAUGAAAUUGAAAAACUAGCAAAAUAUCUCCAAUUCUUAACAAGCGUGAACAUUUUUGCAUGAAAAUUCAGGAAGCAGACAGCAAAUGCAUAGUAUUGCAGUCUGUCAUUUGCGUGAAGGUUGAAGAAAUAAUGUUAAAAUCGAACGACAAGGUCGAUGCUUGUUCUCAUUUUCAUGCUUGUUUGAUUCAUGUCGUAAGUCUCGAGUUAAGUCGCUUAAAAAAGUCCUCGGGUUGCCAUCAAACGGCUUUUAUCAUCAUUAUUUGGUCAUGACCUUUUUAAUCCUAAUUUGCAAGCAGUGAGAGUAGGCGGCCUGACUCAGUCUUUCAAAUAUGCUUUAAAGAGGCAUUGUUAUGAUAAGAGCAUCUAUUAUAUUUGCCAAAAUUAUUCAAGUUAGCUAUUUCCAAUCCUUUAAAUCUUCUCCAUCCUGAACAAUACUCGUUCACUUUUAGCAAAUCCUCUUCGAUGUUGUUUUCUCCCGUCCUACCAAAAUCAAAUUUUAUGGUUUUCUUAACGCUAAAUCUAAUUUUGUACAUUGUAAAACGCGGCUAUUGCAAGCUUACCACAUAUUUAAUUCCUCGUUUGUUAGAAACAUUUCUAUUUGGCGUCCUCCACACCAAAGGCUGGUAACUUGUACUUUAUACAAAUCAGUAAAAAUUUGUCAAGUUUAUCAUCUGAGACUCAUUUUAAUCUUUAUCAUCCUUGAUUAAUUAAUUACUUAAGUUUGUUUACUUUGGCAAGCAAUCAUUAUUGCUUUCCUUAUUUUUUCAAGUUGAAACUGACAUCAAUUUUCAACAACCGUAAAAUAAUUUCUGACGCAACUUGUCAAAUGUUCCGUCCAAACCCAUCUGUGUUCCUUGCGAUCAUUACGCACUAACUAUGACGCAAAGGCACAAAUUUGUUGCAUGUAAACAGAACGUUGGCGUCUUCCGUCUUAUCCUAAAAGAUAUUACUCUGGUAUGACGCAAUUGGAACACUUUAAAAUAUGCUUGUCAUGUAUCAUGCAUAUGUCUCCAAAAUUAGCAUCCUUUCAAGCUUCUGGAAAAUAAAUGGAAAGGUUUUGUGGAAAAAAAAAAUACUAUUUGCGCAAUUUCAGAAUUGUUUGAACGUUUUUUAAAGGAGAGUUGUUAAUUAUGAAUUUUGGUUAAAAAGCGAUACGACAGUAAAAGAAAUUUUAGCUACAAUGUCUAAACGUGCUUAGGCUUAUGACAGCUCAUCGUUUGUCUUCAAAUCUUUGUGAUCAAGAAAUUCUGUGUAGACAAACAUUGCAUGCUUUAAUUCUAAGCUUAAAAUAGACUGUAGAUGUAAAAAUUACGCAAUUCAACUUAAAUGCACUUGAGCUGAGCGGGAGCAUAAAUAAAAGUUAACUUUUAUUUCCGAAAUGUUUGACCUCAGUUGACUCCUACAUCUCUUUUAUUUCCUCGCAGUUACAAUUAUCCGACGAUAAACCUUACCUUUGUCGUCAUUUCCUAUUGAAAUCAAAAUGUCACAUCAGUAAGCCAGUAUUAGUGAUAAAACAAUUGAGUAUCAAUCAUUUCCUCCUCACCUCUUGAAAAAGAAGGAAAGAGAGAAAACAAAUGAAAUUCUUAAUCAGUUGAAAUUUCUCAGUUAUUGGUUGGUGGUAAUCUAGCAUGAAAAUCUUUACCCUUUCAGAUUUCUUUCUUAAAGUCAAGUUUCUCUUUUAAAACAUAUUCUUUAAACCUUGUUCGUAACACCUGCUCCUCGACCAGAAAUGGUUUAAAGUUUAAAACAACCUCAUUGAAAUAUUUGGAGGAUGCCAACGGUUUUUCAGUCUACACGUAAUAACAGUUAGAAAAUUUGAAGGAAAAACUCUCAGUCUCUGAGAAAUUCCUUUUGUAAAGCUCCUGAUAACGGCAGCUGUGUUUGUUAAUUGACACACAAAACAAAUUGCAAGGUUUCGUGGAAGACAUGAACAAUCUGCAGAAGGAGCGCUGUCAAAAUAAUAACUGUCUCUGAACCAACUGUGAGAAGAAGAAUAAAAGCUGUCAUCAACCGAACCUGAAAUUACUUCAUUCGAUGAAAAUUUAUUAAAAAAGCAAACCGUGAUACUGGGAAUUUAUUUGUAAUUAAUAGCAUGGGAAUCUUCAAGUAGUUUUAUUUAUAUAUAGUUCAGAUAUAACGCGCGCUGUCAUUGAUUGAAAAAGCGUGCUCUAUCAGAGUACAAAACAUAGAGCUGAACUGAGGUUGUCACGCCAUUUGCCAAAUUGUAUUGUGUCCAACCUCUUCUCGGACCUCUCUCUAGCUUUUUUCGCUAAUUGUAAGUGAAAUUUUGGAAUAAGCGAGCCGGAGAGUAGCAACAGAAGAACCAAACAAAGGUUUUUAAAAAUGCCAAGCCCCUUAACUGACGUGAACAGAGAUGAAUCUCCUUCUAGAGAAAGUGAAAUGGACAGUCCGAGUUUUGAAGGUUUUUCAUGCUCAGUUAGAUUGCAAACUUAAUUACUUAAGGUGAUAAAAAUCAAACACAGCUAACACUUGUGUAGUAUAUAGUUCAAAAACAAAACAUAACAAAAUAGGAAUGAUGAAAAACAUAAACAAGCUGGCAUUAUUGUUAAAAUUAAAUAUGCUAAGGUCCAUCGCGGCUAGCUUAUCAUGGCCAUCUCCGGUCAUCGCAUUGAAGCAAGCCUUGGAAUUACACCGGACGCCCUUCGAGUGAGCAACUAAGAGUUUGCUCUGAUCUGAUAUUCUUUCCGAUGCGUGGAAGGCCACAUGAGUCACAGCAGCCGAAUUUUACAGUGCUGUCAUCCCGAGCAAUCUUCAUGUACUUGUGAAUUCGGCUGUCGCUAUUCAUACAACACACGUCUUACGCAGUUUGUUUUUGUGGAAGAACUUGCGUUUUUUUAUGAACCCCAAUUCAGCCGGAAUUCACUGAACAUUUCACUUUCAGAUUAUAUGUUAGAGACAAAAAAAAAAAAAAAAAAAAAAACUUCAGGAAAAAGUGUUAAAUUGAACCUGCCAAACUAAUUCAGUUUGUAAACUAUUGCAGAUUGUAAACUUCGAUGGUUACUGAACUUUGAUGGUUGGACAUUUUUGACAGGAUUCGUCUUAUUCAACCAAUCAGAUUAUUGAACCCUUUUUACAAGGAUCCUGAUAUGCCUAUUGGAGCGUGCUUUAUGAGAGUAUAGAGCAUGCUGACGACACUGAUAAUCGCUUCGGAAGUAAAGUUUGUUUUGAUAAUUGAAAGUAAUGCCUGGGGAAUUUAACGGAUUCUUUAGAAAAGAAUCCACUGCGUCUCGUGUUUCCCACAAUACUUCUUGCGUGCUCUAGCCGCUUCCUAAGUGCUUACAAGACCUCGAGACUUUUAAGCUGCUGAUUAGUAGUUAUCUCUUACGUAGCACUGAUUUUGUGUUGAAGCGUUUUCGAACACAGCAUAUGGUUUUAUUCAGUAUUGUUUGCGAUUUGAAACCAAAUAAAACAAGAGGCGGAAAAUAAAGUACUCAGAUGAACAUAAGACUGCGAGUCGUCUGAGUUGGAGUUGUCUGAGUUCCUCUUACGUAGCACAGAUCAUGUCUUACACUUUUUUGAACAUAACAAACGCUUUCACUCAAACAGAGUGAAGACAGACCUUCUCUGUUUGAUUACAAAGCUUGUACCCGAGUCUUAUGGAAAAUAAUAGUAGACAGCUUUUAUUUUGGCAGUGACGUUUAUCACAACACAGAAGAUGAAAGCCAACCUCUGAUUGAUUGAUACCGAGAGAGGAUGAAAUUAAGAAAAAUAGCAAAAUAUCCCCAAUUCAUGACAUCCGCUAACAUUUUUGCAUGAACAGUCAAGAAGCAGACAGCAAAUGCAUAGUAUUACAGUCUGUCAUUUCCGUGAACGUUGAACAAAUAAUCUUACAAUCAAACGACAAGGUCGAUGCUUGUUCUCAUUUUCAUGCUUGUUCGAGUCAAGUCUCGAUUUAAGUCGCUGAGAAAAAAAAAAUUCGGAAAGGCUGCCAUCAAAGGGCUUUUAUGAUCAUUCUUUGGUCAUGACUAUUUUAAUCUUCUUUUGCAAUCAGUGAGAGUGGGCGGACUGACUCAGUCCUUCAAAUAUGCUACAAAGAGGCAUAGUAAUGAUAUAAGUAUCUAUAAUAUUUGCAUCAAUUUUUCAAAUUAGCUAUUUCCAAUCCAUUUCAAUCUUCUCCAUCCUUGACAAUACCCGUUCGCUUUUGGCAAAUUCUCUUCGAUGUUGUUUUUUUCCCGUCUUACCAAACUCAUAUUUUGUGGUUUUCUUGACGCUAAAGCUAAUUUUGUUCAUUAAUUAAGACAGCUGUUUCAAGCUUAUAACUGUUUUAAAAUCUAUGACAAUCCUCCCCAUCCUUCCUCAUCCUCAUUUGUUUCGGGUUAAUUGAUCUUGUUUUAGUGUUUUUCUGAUCUCAUUGGACUAAUUAUUUGGGGAUUUCCUCCACACUAAAGGCUGGUAAUUUGCACAUGAAAUAAAUAAGCAAAAGUUUGUCAAGUUUAUCAUCCGAGUUUCAUUUUAAUCUUUUUCAUUCUAAAUUUAUCAUCUCCGUUCCCUUUUUCUUAGGUUUGUUUUUUCUGGUGUUUCUACACAGGCAAGCAAGCAUCAUUGCUUUCCUUAUUUUAUAAAGUUUUGACAUCAAUUUUUAAAGAACCUAAAAUAAUUUCUGACGCAACUUGUCAAAUGUUCGGUUCAAACCCAUCUGUGUUCCUUGCGAUCAUUGCGCGCUAACUAUGACGCAAAGACACAAGAUUUCUUGCAUGUCAGCAAAAAGUUGGCGUCUUCUGUCUUAUCCUAAAAGAUUUUACUCUGGUAUGACGCAGUCGGAACUCUCAGUUUAAAAUAUGCUUGUCGUGUAUCAUGCGUGUCUCCAAAAUUAGCAUCCUUUCAAGCUUCUGGAAUAUAAAUGGAAGGUGUUGUGGGAAAAAAUUCUGUUUGUGCAAUUUUAGAAAUGUUUGAUUGUUUCUGAAAGGACAGCUUUUAAUUAUGAAUUUUGCCAAAAAAGCGAUACAAUGAUAAAAUAAGUUUUAGCUACAAUUUGUGCUUAGGUUUACGGCAGCUCACUGUUUAUCUUCAAAUCUUUGUGAUCAAGAAAUUCUGUAUAAACCAACAUUGCAUGCCUUAAUUCUAAGCUCAAAAUAGACUGUAGAUGAAAAAAUUACGCAAUUUAACUUUAAAAUCUUUGUGAUCAAGAAAUUCUGUGUAGACAAACAUUGCAUGCUUUAAUUUUAAGCUUAAAAUAGACUGUAGAUGUAAAAAUUACGCAUUCAACUUAAAUGCACUUGAGCUGAGCGGAAGCAUAAAUAAAAGUUAAAUUUUAUUUCCGAAAUGUUUGACCUCAGUUGACUCCUACAUCUCUUUUAUUUCUUCGCAGUUACAAUCAUCCGACGAUCAACCUUUCCUUUGUCGUCAUUUCCCAAUCACCUCCUCCUCACCACUUGAAAAAGAAGGAAAGAGAGAAAACAAAUGAAAUUCUUAAUCAGUUAAAAUUUUUCGGCUAUUGGUUGGAGGCAAUAAAGAGUGAUAUUCUUUACCCUUUCAGUAUUCAGAUUUAUUUUUCUUUCUUAAAGUCAAGUUUCUCUUUUAAAAACAUACUAUUUAAACCUUGUUCUUAACACCUACUCCUCGAUCAGAAAAAUGGUUCAAAGUUUAAAAAAACCUCAUUGAAAUCUAUGGAGGAUGCCGACGGUUCUCAGUCUACACGUAACAGUCAGCAAGUUUGAAGGAAACGUGCCGAAAAGCUCCCAGUCUCUGAGGAAUUCCUUCUGAUAACAGCAGCUGUAUUCAUUCAUUGACACAAAGAAAAUUGCUGCUCGGUUUCUGGGAAAACAUUAACAAUCUGCAGAAGGAGUGUGUUCAAAAUAAUAACUGUCUCUGAACCAACUGUGAGAAGAAGAAUAAAGACUGUUAUCUCCUGUUGCUUUCGGAUAUCAUGUCAUUUGAAGAUUCUUGCUUUUGUUUACUCAGUCAUUACAGAGUUGAAAUCAGCUUAGGGUUUUACGUUUACAAACUUAUGAAGUAACACUGCUAGUUAUAAAAAAAUAGCUGUGGUAUAAAUGUCUUAUCUUUCUCUUGGUUAAUCAGAGCUGCAAGAGAAUUUCUAAAUAUUUCAAUUCCAUUUUAAUGAAAAAUGGUGGAUCCAGUUUACAAACUAUUAAAAUCAUAUUCAUAUAUGACAAAUCAAUUCUCUUCUUUUAUUCAAGUCUAGAAAUUUCAAUUUUUCUUAAUUUUCUUUCACAUUACUUUUCGAACCUGAAUUUACGUCAUACGAUGAAAAUUAGGGAAAGCAAACCACGAUAGUGGGAAAUUGUUUAUAAUCAAUCGCAUGGGAAUAUUCGCACGGGAUAUAAUCAAUCGCGCAGGAAUCUCUCUUCAACCAAUGAUGCGCGCUGUCAUUGUUUGAAAAUCAGAGUACAAAACAUAGAGCUGAAUUAAAGCUGUCACACUACUUACCAAAUUGUACUUUGAACUAAAGCUCUUACGCCAUUUAUCAAAGUGUCCUAUUUCUGUCAACUUACCAGACUUCUCUCUAGCUUUUUUUCGUCCAUUGGAAGUGAAAUUUCGGAACAAGCGUGCCGGAAAUUAGAAACAGAAGCACCAAACAAAGGAUGUGAAAAUGCCAAGCGCCGUAAUUGACGUUACUAUAACGUGAGCAUAAAUUGCCUUCAGUUAUCUCCAUAACAACACCUCAUAGAGGUAUCAUUCAUUAAAAGUUCAAAUUAAAUUAACUUCCUGAGAGAGCAUAUUAGGGAAGAGAAACACGCAAUAUGAUAAAACUCGAAAUUUUUUAACAAAAAUUAAAGUGCCACAUAUUUAUCCAUUUCGGUAGAAGCAGCUGUUGGCAGUCGUUAUAAACGGCUUGAAAAUAUUUCAUAAAGGGCAUUCACUCACUCACGAGUUUAUUGCAACUAGUUCAGAAUCCUGUAAGCGGCUGAAGUACCUGCUGCUUAGAAUGAUACACCCCCUGCAUUCUUUAGAAUAUGUAAUAUAUUUAAGGGUGAAAAAUAGAAGUGCCUUCCGCAUUAGAAGUAGCUUUCUGUCGCGUGUCUGCAAGGAUGCAUUAUUUAGACAUCCAGUUUUAUCUCAAAAUGACAACCCUCGCCUUCAUCGCCUCCAUCGUGUUUGGAACUUUCUUCUUUUGGUGUAAUUGCUGUUUGGGUAAGAACAUCUCGUUAUUUUUUCCUUCUAUUGUCUUAAAAUAUCUCUUUUAUUGCAGAUAAAUUUUUCAUGCAUUAAGUCUCGACAAGCUGCAAUGUUGCAGUGUUUGUAUAUAUAUAUAUAUUUUUUUUUUCAAGUUUGUAAUAAACUUUUAACUUGUUGUAAACUUUUCUCCUGUAAACUUGUAACUAAAACCAAAUCCAACUGCUUUUAUACCAUUUUCAUUCCUAGCCAUUUUUUUCGAAUUGGAUUUUUUUUCUUCUCUUCAGUACUGAUAUUAUAUUUGUGAAGUUACCUUUUACAUAUUGUUUCUCAAUUUUGGUAACUGUAAGGAUUCAAUUUAACUAUGUUAUAUACAAAACGUUUGGAAGAGAUAUAAUAAUUUAAAGAAGAUAUAGCCCUUAUUUCGUAAAUUUGUCGAAUUCCCGUACGAUUCAAAACUUAAACGGAUAAAGUUAAUUAACAAGGAGCACGCCUCUACUAUAGAUGGGAAUUAACAUCAGAUAAAAAAAAAGUAACCAAACGCUUUUUUUCUUGAAGAGGGACACAACAAAAAUUUGUUUACUUUCCACAGAUGACGAAUUUCGCAAUAUCGUGUUCAAACAACCAAUCCCGAACAAGAUAUUGAAGAAUCAUUUGAUCAAGACAGAGGAUGUGCCUAAUGAGGGGAGCUGCCGUGUGUUGUGUUAUAUGGACCCCGACUGCGUGUCCAUUAACCUGGGACCAUUUAUCCAAGGGAAACACAUAUGUCAGUUAAACAAUGCUACAGACAAAAGUCUCGCUAAUGAACAUGGUUUUACUCACCUUGCCAUUGAGGUAACGAGCACAUUUGAUUUAUCUUUUAGGGCUGUUUUGUGGUACCUAAGUGCAGGUAGGUUCUCUUGCCUCGAAGGAUGCAUUUGUGGACUUGUUUAUAUUCCAUAUAAACAUGGCGUGACCAAAGCGUGCUUUAAUAACAGGUGGCUCAAAUCACAUCCUUUAGGUUCUAGCACGAACCUCAAGCACGGUGGAUAAAAAAGUAAAACCUAAGAAUUAAUCGUCCUUCACUGAAGCUUAUAGUGAUUCCUUUAAAGUAUUUUUAAAGCUAAAAAAUUGAUGUGAAAAUAUUUAUACGUAAAUAUGGUGACAAGAUUUAAGAUAAGAUUACUAGGUGAUUUCAAUAAAGGGCUUAAGCAAUUUGGAAUUGCGUGGGUUUUGUAUCGCAGCACGCUGUUAUUUGCCCACGAAACUUGCAUCUCCUUGUCAAUCAGGCACGAAAUUUGCUUGUGAGGAAUUUUAAAAAAAUCUUAAUGGCGCUUUACACAUUUUCCUUUUUUCAGAGUUUGGAGCUGUCAUCAUGACAACUUUGGUUAUAAGUUUAAUGGUACUUUAUAGCGGAACGUGCUUUGUUUUAUAUUUGCUAUUGAUUAGAGCCCUUGUGGUAGCGGCCCAUGUUUAAAUGGAGGCACCUGCCAAGCUGGUUUCACAAGUAAAGGUUUUCGGUGUAUCUGCCCAGAAGAAUUCAGCGGAGGAGAAGUUUGCCAAGGUAUCAUGUAAACGUGAAGUUAUGGUCAAAAAAUUGCUACAUAACCCCUUUGAAACCUAAUGAAUAAAUGGAGUAAGUUUUACAGAGACUGUUGUGCUGCGUCGGAUGGAUAGUAUAACAGGGUAACAAAGUAUUAUCAUCUGAGUUGAUAACGUAAAAAUUGGCCACCGUAAAGAGUUUUAAAGCUGACUUUCGUGCGUUACCUCUGCGUUAAAGCGAAACCUAAGUUAUUUGAUAUAUUUUCUAUCUAAUUAUUUUAUCGUAAGUAAGGUGUGUCUUCUUUUUUGCCUAAGUUUUUUUUCAUUUUGGUUACAUUUUUCAUGACCUUUUUUUAACUACAAUUCUUUCGAAUCGAUAUCGUUUGGAAAACACUUCUGUGUCUUAAUUUACCAAUUUCUUUUAUUACUCUCAUCAGUAAAGAUACUGUUCUAAUCCAGUAAAUACCUUGUUUGCCGCAUAAUAUAUACGAUUAGUUUUUUUUUUUUUCAAUUUUUUCAAUUUUUUUAUUAUUCUAGCUUUCAGAAAUUGCGCUGACAUCUUUAAAUCAGGCCAAAAAAGAGACGGUGUGUACGUCAUCAAACCUGACGACCGAUCAGCUUUUGAUGUCUUCUGCGACCAAACAACGGCCGGUGGAGGAUGGACGGUAUUCCAGAAAAGAAUCGACGGUUCCGUUGACUUCAACCUCAACUGGAGCGACUAUAAGCAUGGUUUCGGAAGUCUCAGUGGCGAAUUUUGGCUUGGCUUAGAAAGGAUUCAUCGCCUGACUUCAGAUAAUAACAGCAUGCUACGAGUAGACAUGGAGGACUUCGAAGGGGGAAGUGCUUAUGCCGAAUACAGCUCUUUUGGUGUCAAGAGUGAACAUGACAAGUACCAGUUGAUCCUUGGUUCUUAUUACACAGCAGGUGACAAAAUUCCUUUACCCGCACAUUGUGCAGAAAAGCUUACAACAACAAUUUCAACACAAAGACGGAAAUCUUACUACAGUCCUUUAAUAAGAGAACAUCGUUAAGGAAGCUAAGAAAAUACUAAGCUAUAGUACUAAGUACUAUUCACGUAAAACGAAAUACAAUAAUGGUUAAUCAUUUAGUAAACGAUUUAGAUAAUCUCGAGGAGAUCUCUCUUUUUUUCCCUUUUCCCAGUCUUUUGUUGUUAAAAUAGUGUUUGAAAGGUUCUGGUUCUUGAGAGGAGUAUAAUUAAGAUAUGUUAUUAACCCGGUCGGUCUCGUCUUCUGAUUCCAUUUCUUACUUCCUUCUUACCACCACCUACUUUCAUUGUGUACUCGAAGCCAUUUUGGUAGCUAUAUACACAUUUUCUGUGGUAAAUCGAGCUCAAACAAGCGUAGAUGCAGAAAAGACUUCAUGAGCGCGGAAGGAAGAGUAAAAACUUAAACCUUAUUUAUACGGAAUAGCAAAUAUGCAGCCAAUGCUUUAAACCUACUCUUGCAAGAUCAGUGGCGGCCGGCGGAUCUAGGGGAGGGGUCCAGGGGACCCAUGCCCCUUCCUCUUCCUUAUUUUAGGUAAAAAAAAUAACAAAGGAAUCGCAGAGGAAAGAAAAGCCGGCAGAGAAAGCGAAAGAAAACCUUCCCCUCUCCCUCCCUUUCCCUAGCUCAAGGUCUGGAUCCGCCACUGAAGACAGUAUAACUUUUAAAUACUUUCCUGGUUUUUGCUUUGGUAAAUUUCUCAGGAACCGCUGGUGACUCCUUCUCUUACCAUAAUGGCUGGCCAUUUUCUACUCCGGAUGAAGAGAACGAUUUCAAACCCACUGGGAACUGUGCCCUCGAGUACCAUGGUGGCUGGUGGUUUAAGUGGUGUCACAAGGCUUUUUUGAAUGGUCCCUACAUACAUGGGCCUAACCCUGAUCACGGCGAAGGCAAUAUUUGGGAACAUUUUCGAGGUGUUCGUUACUCAUUGAAGAGCUCUCAGAUGAAAAUAAGACCUCAAGACUUUUAA